ACGUGGCACCAGCCAGCUCUUCUGAGCCAUGGCGACGGUGGAAGAAGAGCUGAUGACUGUUCGGCAGCGUCUCAGAGACGGAGAGAACGUGUCCGACGCUCUACACACUCUCAACACUCUGCUAGCGGCUACCGGCUCCGGUGCACGCAUCCAGGAGUUUGCAUCGUUCCUCAGUCUCCAGCUGCUAUUCGAAACCCUCAGCACCGUGGCCUCCAGCAGCGAAGAGCUGCGGAGCCUCACGUGCCGGAUCCUGGGAAAGAUAUUCGCCUCCCUUCCGCCUGAGGAGGUGUGCAAACAGCGUCUCUACCUCGAGUUGGGGUUGCAACACGACAGGGAGGAGGUACGGCGACUCUGUUUGGACGCCAUAAGCGGACACCUGGGUGCGGCGGGGGUGAGGGAGAUGAUGGGGAGCCGGACCAUGUUCCACCUAGUGACCCAGAUUGUCGGAGAUGAUAGUCUUCACUGCGCCGGGCUAGCGUCUGAGUUGUUGCUGGCUGUCCUGGCCCACCCUGCCUCCCUCGACCCCGCCGUCAGAUCCGGACUCCUCAUAGACAUGGAAGGACUCGUUGCCAAGAGUGACACUGUUCGUUUCAGAGUCUACGACCUCGUCGUGAGGCUGUCCCUGAGUAACGACGAGUCGUUUGAAUUUGCAGUGUCGACACGCCUCCUCCAUCGUAUGCUCGAGGAACUGCAAUCUGACGAUGUUCUUGUUCAAAUGAACUCAGUUGAGCUGGUGCUGAGUCUCCUGGAUGGCAAGCAGGGGGCAAGCUUUCUUGAGAGACAAGGAGUUGUGGGAACAAUGCACGGUCUCCUACUCUCAGUACAAAACGACCCCCUGGGGUCUAUCAUUGUUCCUAGUAUCUUCAAAUUCUACGGACACAUUUCCUGCUCCAAUGCGGUCGAUUUCCCGGCAGUCACCCAGCGCUACCCGGAGUUCCUAGCGUCUGUCCUCACAGCCUGUCUGUCGCCGGAGGAUGAUACCCGGUGGGGCAUAGCUGUCGACACCCUAGGGUUUCUCGGGUCUACCCCACCCGGACGAGAAGCUCUGAAUUCCUCCGCUGAGAGGUCGCGAGAGGUCGUUCGGUCGCUUGGUGAAGUCAUUGCAAGGGGACGCUCCGACCUUCGCAUAAGAGCUCUUCACACAUUUUCCGUUAUCUUCUCCUGCCCCGAGGAUAGCUCUGAAGAGAUCAACAAGGAAGGUUGGAGUAGCGAGCAGUACUUUCACCACAUCCACCCAGACCUACCGUCGGUCAUCAUGUCGCUCCUGAAACAACCGUUUGAAGAUCUUCUCACUGCAGGUCUCGAAUUACUCCGCUCCCUGGCUAGUCACCACUGGGGUCAGAAGAUACUGAGUGGACAACCAGGGCUCCUGGAGUUCCUCCUAGACAGAAGACCCAGUCUUAGCAAGUCGGGGAAAGAGACAAAGUACGAGGUGGUGAGUGCACUUGUCAAUUCGAGCACGGCUGAAAAGUGCUUUGGAAGUCCGAAUUUCCUAAAGUUGAGAAAGUACUAUCGCGAGGGACCAUUUUUCGUGGUGGGAGAACAGGCAGUAGCUAUGGAGGAGUCAGCAGAAUAGAACUUUAUGUGUACACAUGUAAUGCCAACGUUAUUUAUAUGCACACAAUUAAUAAUAUGUAAAAAUUGUGGUAGAAAUGUGUAUGUGUGUGUGUAUCCUUGUUCUUGUACAUGAUGUAAUGCUUAACUAGGUUGCCCACAUGGUUGUCCGCUAAGCAUGUCUGGUGGUGAUGUAAUGCUUUCAGGGGGAAGUCCCUCGGUAAAGUCAUUAGGAUGGUUGUGAUUUUCAAUUUGGUAAGUUGUAGAAGGUGGCAGUAGGUCGUCUGCUGCUGGACCGUCCCGGCUUUGAAAGUUGGGCGGAGUCUGUCGCGGUGGGAUGUGCCUCUGGUGGUGAGGGGGCGGGGUCUGGGGAAUGGUGAAGGUGUGACUCUGAUAGUGAGGAGGAGGGGAAAAUCCCAUUGACUGCUGCGACUGGUAGCUAUGUGGCGAUUGAUGGGCGUGGUUUUGCCUGCGAUUCAUUUCCAGUCUCUGUUGGCAGUAGGCCUCUCUUUGAGCCUGCUGGGCAGGUGUUGGUUGAAACUGUAUCACCUGUUGCUGUGGCUGGCCGGCCACGCCGUGCCCAGCGCAGUGCGUUGGUCUCUGCGGGUGGGACGGGCGUGGAGACCCACUUGAUACUGGUGGUGGAUAGCCGCCUGGCUUUUGAGUCGGGUGCUGAUACUGCGUCUGUGUGUAGUAAGUGUGUGAUGGAGGUGGCUGAGUCAUUUGCUGGGCUCUCUGCAUCUCUUGCGUCUGUCGCUGGAGUUCCUGCUGUUGCUUCAUCUGUUGGACUGCAGGGUGUGUGUGAGAGUGAGAAUCAAGGGUAUCUGCAGGGUGUGUGUGGGAGUGAGAAUCAAGGGUAUAUAGCUACCGUACACAAAACCCCUUCUGUCCAAAAAGCUGCAUACCUGCACGUAAUUUGAUAAAACAGCAAGAGGAAGCUAGCUGAGUGUGUUGUGCGGGUACAGCUCAUACCUUUGAAUUCCCGUACUUUAUGCUUCAAGAUCUCCAACGUCUUCGUCAUGCUAGUCAGUAUGAAGAGUUGGGUCCUGUCCCGGCAUAGCGAGUUCUGAAACUCGUCGUACGCUACCGAGUCUUUCAGACUCAGCUUGUCCAGGAACACUUCGACCCUAGCAGAGCGCGAGGCGGGCGCGUUGAUCUCCUCCGCGUCCCUCUCCGUCAUGACAAACUUGGAGCGGAGGUAGGAGACGUGGUUGGCUGGGUCUAGGGAAUCGACCAGGAGCCGUCUCGAGCUGGUCAGGACGCUCCUCUUGAUGGCGUCCAGCUCUUCCUGUUCGAUACGCACCUCCACAGCACUCAUCCUUACCUCUUUAGUUUACUACUCUCUCUAGCCACUCGUGUCGUAGUGAAAAUUUACUCGCUGAUCUUCGGUAUGCAGCGCAGAUGUUUACAAGCCACGCCCUCGUUGUAUGCAUUCCGACCACGCCCAUAUCCUGUGCACUUUGUAGGAGCAGAAGAUCGACAGGCGAACGUAGAAUGGAGCAAGGAAAUCGCCUGAAGCGACUCUCCAACCCUGACCUGCGAUGCAGGAACAAGUGCGGGUUCUACGGGAACCCAAUCUACAUGGGCUUCUGCUCAAAGUGCUACAAGGAGCAGGUGAGAGAUGCCCCAGGGAGCCAGGCAACCCCGCUGGUGGCAGCCCAGGACACCACGCCAACCAAGUCAGCUGCCAGCCCAGGAGCAUUUGCAGCAUUCACCAAAUUCAACGUGAAAAAGAACGUCUUUGCCACAGCAAAAGGGAAAGGAAAGCUGUUUACAAAGGGUAAAGUCACAGCUGGAUUUGACCAGCCGAAAGAGAAAAAGAGUAAAAAGUCGAAGGUGUCCGACAACACUUUCAGUGAAUUUCUAAAGACGCUUCAGAAACCGGCGGCCAAGGACCUUGUCCAGCACCUGAAAUUCGACCAUAGAAUGUACUCUGAAAGCGUUGUCUGUUUGGCUGAUAGGUUUCACAAGCAGAUUACUGACAGAAACGACACUGCAACUGUGGAAGAACAGAGCGAAGCCGUUCAAGAGUUUUACACUUCGAUGAGCGAGCGACUGACGACACACACUCUGUUCAGAGACGUCGCCGAGGAGCAGCAGGAAGACAUGAUGGACGGCAUAGAGAAACAUCUCAUGACAAACAUUUUCCCAAUGUUAGCUACUCACACACACACACACUUCACCUCUCCCCUCGUCCCCCUCGUUCCCCUCUCUUCCUCUCUGACUCGCAGAGUAUACAGCCCUGACUCAUGCGACGACGCAAUGAGGGACCUCCUACUUGUGAGAAGGAUAAGAAUGCUCCACUGGCUGGAACCAACUCACCUCGACAUCCCUCUUAACCUGCACGACCUCCAGGUUCAAGAACACGUGAGUGCCAGCAGGCAGAGUCUCUGUGACAUGGACCAGAAGAAAGCCCCUCAAGACAAGCUCCUCUGCAUCUCCAGAUGCUGUCAGGAACUCCUGGCUGCGCUCAAGAUUUCCCGUGACGGGCCAGCCAGUGCGGAUGAGUUUGUACCGUCACUCAUCUUCCUCAUCAUCUACACCAGUCCACAGACCCUUUACUCCAACAUUAACUACAUCUCGCGUUUCAGCCACCCAAUGAGGAUCAUGAGCGGGGAAGUCGGUUACUACUUCACUAACUUGUGUGGAGCAGUGUCGUUCGUUGAGAACGUGAGGGCCAAGAACCUAAGGAUAGAGGAAGAAGAGUUCAACGUGAAGAUGGGGUUUGUGAACGGGAAGACUGACAUUGACCUGUUCCUGAUGGAGGGAGAGGUGGAGGAAGAGGAAGACCGCGAGAGAAUCAUGGUCCUCGAGUCAUGUACAGAGAGAAUGAAAGAGCUAAGUGGACAGCUGAAACAUAUGCUGGGAGAUAUCAAUGACCUCAGUCGAAAGGUCACUGAAUCGACUCGCGGCCUCACGGAGCAAGUGUCGACCAUUCUCAGCAUGCCUCCUCCCCGAGUGCUCCUCUAUCAGAGUCCCAGGGUGGGGCAGGAGGGCGGAGCCACGGGGUUACCGCCCGGGCGGAGCACUCUGCAGGCUCCGAAAAGGGAGCGUGGUCACGAGAGGAGAUGGAGUGGUGAUAAGAGGUCUGGUGACAGGAAAGGAUUCACUUCAACUCUUUAGUAAACAGACCGUCUCCCAUUAUUUUCAUUUUCCUUCUUGUGCUUCUCAAUGUAAAGUUUCUCCUGUACCCAUGAGCUUCAUGCAUGAGAAC
This is a messenger RNA of Geodia barretti, 4768 nucleotides long. Lineage: Eukaryota; Metazoa; Porifera; Demospongiae; Tetractinellida; Geodiidae. The record is from the annotation of a GenBank genome assembly.